AUGGCCUCCAAGGAAGCAAGUCGUACUUCUCCUAGGUCUCGGCGGGAGCCGGAGGGGCGUACCGCGAGACAGGACAAGUAUUCGGUGCUUUUGCCCACCUACAACGAGCGCGAGAACCUACCGCUCAUCGUGUGGCUGCUGGUGAAGAGCUUCUCCGAGAGUGGCAUCAACUAUGAAAUUAUAAUCAUAGAUGAUGGAAGUCCAGAUGGAACAAGGGAUGUUGCUGAACAGCUGGAGAAGAUCUAUGGGUCAGACAAAAUUCUUCUAAGACCACGGGAGAAAAAGUUGGGACUAGGAACUGCGUAUAUUCAUGGAAUGAAACAUGCCACAGGAAACUACAUAAUUAUUAUGGAUGCUGAUCUCUCACACCAUCCAAAAUUUAUUCCUGAAUUCAUUAGGAAGCAAAAGGAGGGUAAUUUUGACAUUGUCUCUGGAACUCGCUACAAAGGCAAUGGAGGUGUAUAUGGCUGGGAUUUGAAAAGAAAAAUAAUCAGCCGUGGGGCCAAUUUUAUAACUCAGGUUUUGCUGAGACCAGGAGCAUCUGAUUUAACAGGAAGUUUCAGGUUAUACCGGAAGGAAGUUUUACAGAAAUUAAUAGAAAAAUGUGUUUCUAAAGGCUACGUCUUCCAGAUGGAGAUGAUUGUUCGGGCAAGACAGCUGAAUUAUACUAUUGGUGAGGUUCCAAUAUCAUUUGUGGACCGAGUUUAUGGUGAAUCCAAGUUGGGAGGAAAUGAAAUAGUCUCUUUCUUGAAAGGAUUAUUGACACUCUUUGCUACUACAUAAAAGAAGGUUAUUCAUUUACACUUAAUCAUGUUCAUUUCAAUUUAAACAUAAAAGAAGCCUGGUUGCUGAUUUUUCUAAAAUGUACUCUUAGAUCAUAAAUCAUAAGGUAAGGUAGAUUUCAUGCAAAUCUUUUUUCCAGAGAAACUCCUUUUGUCGAAUUAAAUUAGAAAAAUGAGCAAUGUUCUCAGUUUUUAUUUAUAUUUUGCUGUAUUAAGACCUAUAAAUAAAUGUAUAUGGGAUUUUUGCAUAAAAUAUUGCUGCUUUCAUUAGAGUAUGUGAAUGCAGGAUCCUUACAUGGGAAAGAUUUUUGAAAUAUUCUUUAUAAAAACUGGAUUCAUAGCUCUGGAUUCAUACCUAAUGUCAGAAGUAAGAGAAGUGCUAAUUAUAUUCAUUAAAUAUAUAUGACUAUGAACUGAAAAAGAAAUACACACCCCUGCCCGUUUUUUAAAAAGUGUUUCUAAAAUUUCUUAAACCAGAUAAUACAUUUAGAGCACAGUUUUAGAGUUUGGUUUUUUUGCAACUGUUGAGUUGGUGAAGCAUUUCAUCUGUCAGGGCAAGUGUAUAUAAAAUACAUAUUGUGAAUUGGCAACAACUUAACAGCAGUUGAUUGCAUAGCUGUUUUUUUCUCUUCUGAGCAGUAACAACUUUCAGUAAGAAAAAUACUGAUGACAUUAAGGCAUAAAGUUAGCUGCGUGGUAAUUUUUAAACAUCUUAACUAUAUAAAGGUUUUUUUUGCUUCAAAAUAAUUUGUUUUCAUAUUAUUUCAGGAAAGCAUACAUCUUUACUAAUAUGACAAAAAUCCCUGCCUUAUAGCUCUUCUGUUUGUUCAGAAAACUCUUCUGCCAGUUAAAAUGCAGGUUAUGUUGUUCAAUAAAGCCAGCACAAAUACUGUUUACCUACCUUCUCUAAGUAGGUAUUUCAAAAAAGAUCAGUUUCUAACUAUAGCAUAGCUUUUAGAUCAUGCGUAUCUUUUAUUUUUGAGUAAGAUACACUUUGAGCAAAUAAGCUGACUAUCAAGUUGACUUUCCUUUGUAAGUAAAAGGAAGAGGCAUCUCUAAGUUACUUAGUGAACAGUGUUACUAGUACUACAUUUUCCUGGCUUAAUUUGACUGCUAAAGAAAUGUAAAGUCUGAUAUUUCCAUUUGCAUUUCUAACAGAUUCUACCAAAAAUGAACACCAGAGUAUAAAACCUUUGGUGUCAUUUUGACCAUUGCCUAGUCUCAUAGUUGAAUCCAAAGGACACAUCACAGUAAGGACCUCUGUUCUGUUUCAUGCAGAGCUAUACAGCUGACCCAGCACAGACCACCUUCCUGAGGGAAGUGACUUCUCUCAUCAAGAACCAGAAAAUUCAUCGCCACUGAUGUAAAAUUAGUUUUAAGCUAACGUAAUAGAAAUACAAUACUUUUUUUGAGUGUUUAGAUUCUAUUAUUUUUCAUCUAAAUCCAAAGUUUAAUUUUCAUUAACUCUGUGGAGCAGAGAUAAGUACCUCAAAGAAUCAUGUGUGAAGUAUUGCUUUCUCAGACCUCACUACUUUUUGUUGCUUUUUAAAUCUUUUUUUGUUCUUAUUUCCACAAUCAUUACAACACUAUCACUAUUAGCAUUUACUGUAAAAUACUUGAGCAAUGAAAACUUUCACCAUUUGGAAGUUAUUUGGAAAUGAAUCUGGACAAUUUAGAUGCAUUUUUUUAGUAAAUGUGGUGACUUAAACACUGUAAAUUUUUAAAAAAUAUUUACAUGUGAAUCCAGCAUCCCUUUUUACUUUGUAAAUGGGCCAAGGAUGAAAUCCAGAUGUUUCCCCUUGGUAUUUGUAUUAUCAUUGUAUGAAAUCUAAGCUAUCUGAGGAAAACUAAACUUAAGAUAAAAUUAUUUUGCUUAUUUCGUA
Messenger RNA from Camelus dromedarius (Arabian camel), 2665 nucleotides. RefSeq names its product dolichyl-phosphate mannosyltransferase subunit 1, catalytic (gene DPM1). The transcript is spliced from 9 exons. Gene Ontology annotation, cellular component: endoplasmic reticulum membrane. Gene Ontology annotation, molecular function: dolichyl-phosphate beta-D-mannosyltransferase activity. Gene Ontology annotation, biological process: dolichol-linked oligosaccharide biosynthetic process; protein O-linked glycosylation via mannose; GPI anchor biosynthetic process. Lineage: Eukaryota; Metazoa; Chordata; Mammalia; Artiodactyla; Camelidae. The record is from RefSeq and is a predicted model, not a curated record. The coding region runs from base 1 to 783 and encodes 260 amino acids.